AUGCAUAGGCAUAAACAACAAACUCUAUCAGAGCUAAAACUUCGUCGAGUCUUGGAAUUUAAUCAAAGAUUGCGGGAAGAUUUAGAUCGUCCACGAGUCAAAGUUAGCCAAGCUAGCAAAAAAUUGAUUGAUUAUUGCAAAAAUACUAGAGAUAACUUAGUACCAUCAAUAUGGGGUCCAGUUGAUAAAAGUGAUGAUCAAUAUGCACAAACUGGCAAAAAAUGUUUUCUUUGUGAAAUUUUGUAG
Messenger RNA from Entrophospora candida, 246 nucleotides. The record is from the annotation of a GenBank genome assembly. NCBI's taxonomy places the organism in Eukaryota, Fungi, Glomeromycota, Glomeromycetes, Entrophosporales, Entrophosporaceae.